Mesocricetus auratus (golden hamster) is the source of this 1063-nucleotide messenger RNA. Its product is annotated as CLK4-associating serine/arginine rich protein-like. Lineage: Eukaryota; Metazoa; Chordata; Mammalia; Rodentia; Cricetidae. The coding region runs from base 278 to 1006 and encodes 242 amino acids. The transcript is spliced from 3 exons. The record is from RefSeq and is a predicted model, not a curated record.
UAUGCAAUAAACUGACGCUCCUCUAUGCCCUCAUACACACUCAAGGGGAGACAAAGAGAAAGAGAAGAAGAGACAGUAGAGAACCCCUACAGGGAUCAGAGAGCAUAAUCCUGAUUGAAUUUCCGGGCCCAGUUUGGGUGUGGCUUGUGGAUGGGCGUGGCCACAGUUCAGCUCUGGCAGACCAUAAAAGCGCAUCAACUGUGCAACAAGGCACCUGUCCCAGUGACGUCCCUGAACGACUGAGGCAGUCAGAGGUGACUCUUGGUGACCAAGAGACAUGGCUGAAACGGAAUUUCGAAAGUUGGAAUCCGUGUGUGCUGAUGCCCUCGGCACUUCUCCGUCCAAGCCAAAGCAGCCAGGAGAGCAGAAGGGAGAAGAAACAGGAGGAAAGCGUGGACAGAGUCGCCAGGUCAAGGAGCCUAGGCACAUGGGAACUAGGCCAAGCUCGGGUGGUUCGUCCCGCAGACUUCAGCACCACGGCUCAAGAGGCCACCUUGAAGUGAAGAGGAGGGCGAGCUUACCUCCCGACAGAGACAGAAGGAGGCACAAGCCCGAGUCUACCCCAGGAAAACAACACUGGGAAAGAGAUUCCCAUUCCAAGCACACAGGACAGCGCGUCAAGGACAGAAGGUCCCACCCAAGGUCUCCUGUGAGGCCAAUCAAGCGCAGACGGUCUGGAGACACCACUGCAGCUGCAAACAACUCUCCCAAGAGGCGCACACAACAUUUUCCAGAAGCCGGCUCUUCCAGGACACCCUCACCGCUGUCCAGAGUCAUGGCCCGCAUGGGUGCCUUGGAGGUGGCCCUGGAAGAACUGCGGGCCCCAGGCGGGGCCUUCCUGGCUGAGCCCUCGAGCAGCAGGGAGCCCGGGGUCUCACAGCGGGCAUGGCUGUCUUGGCAGCUGUCGCAUGCCGGGGCAGCGCUGCACUGGACGAUGCACACAGUCAAUGCCAUCUUGGCUGAGAGGCUUGGCUUCCCAGAUAUCCAGGGCCUUGGGCCGAACUGAGCGGAGCCCUGCCGAGCCCUGCCGAGUCCUGCCGAGCCCUGCCGAGCCCUACCGAGC